AUGACUGCACAGUUGGUGCGGUGGCUGGGCAACUGGCUGCCGUGCAACGUGUCGCGGGUCGGCAAACGAGACGACAGAUUACCGGAUGGUAAGCAAUCAGCGCCACCCAUGAACACUCGCAACGGAGGAGUUACGAGUGCGUUGCCGACCUUUCAGGGAUUAGAGAUUGAGGAGGGAUUGGGGGAAGGAUUGGGCCUCCGGACGGCAAACGAGCAGCCGUAUUACCUGAUGGUCGCGGUGCCUCAUUGCGCUUGCCCCGCAACCCCGGCUGAACAUCAGCCCUAUAGGGCCCCGUCUGUGGUAGUCUACUGGCUCUUUGAGGUGCGCGCGGACCGCGGACUGGACCUUGAAGACACCCAGGUCGGCAAACGAGCAGACGGAUUACCGGAUGGUAAGCAAUCAGCGCCGCCCAUGGACACCCGCAACGGAGGAGUUACGAUUGAAAUACCACAUAUAUGGGACCCUUCCAGAGCUAUUCUUCGGGCCGAAUGGGUCGGCUCGCCCGGAGUGAUACCACGGCCUCACAGAAAACAGGCGUGA
Spodoptera exigua (beet armyworm) is the source of this 540-nucleotide messenger RNA. Lineage: Eukaryota; Metazoa; Arthropoda; Insecta; Lepidoptera; Noctuidae. The record is from the annotation of a GenBank genome assembly.